This is a messenger RNA of Laetiporus sulphureus 93-53, 1857 nucleotides long. Its product is annotated as cytochrome P450. The record is from RefSeq and is a predicted model, not a curated record. Gene Ontology annotation, molecular function: oxidoreductase activity, acting on paired donors, with incorporation or reduction of molecular oxygen; iron ion binding; monooxygenase activity. NCBI's taxonomy places the organism in Eukaryota, Fungi, Basidiomycota, Agaricomycetes, Polyporales, Laetiporaceae. The transcript is spliced from 10 exons. The coding region runs from base 46 to 1737 and encodes 563 amino acids.
CGCGGCCGUGCUUGAUCACCCUCCAGCAGUUGUCAGGCGAUCGAGAUGACUCUAAUAUCUGCUGCCCUCAACAACCUUGACGUGGGCAGUAGCAUGCUGCUUCCAGUCUCCCUAAGCGUUGUUGCCCACAUUGUCUUCAGGAAGUUCGAGCCAAGGGAGUUAUUACCUCUCGCUGCUCUACUGGUUGUAGUGCCUGCCAUACUGGCCUACUUGCUAUGCAACGCUCGCGAUUCAUUCAUUUGGACGUCAUCGGCCGCAUAUCUGAGCUACUACGCAGCAUUAUUGACAUCUACCGUCAUAUACCGGUUGUCUCCUCUGCAUCCAAUGGCAAAACACCCCGGUCCGAUCAUGUGUAAGAUUUCCAAGAUAUGGCUGGCGUAUAUUGUAUCUCGGGGUAAACUACACGUUUAUCUGCGUCAAUUGCACGAAACGUAUGGACCUGUUGUCCGAGUUGGACCCAAUGAAUUAUCCAUUGUGGAUGCCGACUUGAUUCCGUAUAUUAUGGGACCCGAUGGCAUGCCGAAGGGCCCUCUUUGGAGCGGGCGUCGCAUUGCAGGAAGGAGCGGCAACGCGAAGGACCCACGAGGCAACCUCAUCGCUGCUCGGGAUAAGCGAGUUCAUGCUGAGGCCAGGCGAGUAUGGAAUCGCGCAUUCACGCCUGCCUUCAUCAAGGCAUAUGAACCUAUCAUUACCCGACGUUUGGAGGAGUUGAUGGAUAGACUCAGAGAAGCCACGACACAACGCAAACAAGUUGAUGUUGCGCAAUUGUUGAGCUGGUUCGCCUUUGAUUUCAUGGGUGACAUGGUAUUCGGGGCUUCAUUCAACCUGCUAGGAGACGGCGACAAAAGUGGCCUAUGGCACAUUCUGGAGUCGGGCCUCUAUCUGCCAUCACUGACAGAACAGAUUCCAUGGAUUGCAAAAAUCAUAAUUUAUCUGCCGUUCGUCGGCAAGCAGAUGAAGACCUUAGGACAGUUUGCCUACCAGCAGGCCACCCGCAGACUAAACGAGGGCUCACCUCACAAGGAUUUAUUUUAUCACCUUCUGAAUGAAGGCCAUGAAGAUGAUUCUGAACCGGUGCCGUGUUCAAUGCUUGUUAACAAUGCGGUUACCGCCAUUAUAGCAGGCUCCGAUACAACUGCCACCGCACUGAGCUGUGUAUUCUAUUUCAUGCUCUCUCGCCCUGAGUGCUAUGCUCGCCUGCGUGACGAGGUAGACACAACGUUCCCCGCAGGAGAAGGCCUCGCAAACGAUAGUACGAAGUUUGCCAAUAUGGCUUAUCUCAACGCUGUCAUAAACGAGACCCUUCGUCUCUAUCCGUCUCUCCUUACCUGCUUACAACGUGCUCCCACAGCUGGCAGUGGCGGCCACAUGAUUGGUACCAAAUUCUUUAUUCCGGAACACUCGGCCGUGCUCGUGCCACCAUACGUGCUUCAUCGCGAUCCUCAAUACUUCUCUCCCAACCCAGACGAGUUCAACCCGGAUCGUUGGCUGAUGGCGGGCAAGGACGAGAAUAUAGUUCUCAAUACAAACGCUUAUAUUCCAUUCUCGACUGGAGCGAUGAAUUGCAUCGGGAAGCCCCUGGCGCUGCUCGAACUGCGCAUGGUCAUCGUAAAUCUCCUGCGUACCUUCGAUUUCGGCUUGGCCAAAGGAUACAAUCCGGAGCAGUGGGACGCUGACGUACACGAUUAUUUCGUGAUUCAGAAGGGCCCUCUACCUUCAAUCGUACAGCUGCGAUAGUAGUGAUACAGAUAGAUCUGGAAUCGUCUCAUCGAUGUAGUUGAUAUAUCCGAAUUUGUUUGUACUUUAUCGCUGUCAUGCUUUCGAACUGCUGGAUAUUGACAGACGCGCAAAGCGCGC